UUACUUGUCAGGCUAGUAAACCUUUAUAUAAAAUUUCAUAAAACGCUGUGAAUUUCAGCAAGUAGAAUAUAAUCAUUUUAAAGCAUCUUGACAGAAGAUUUAUACUUCGAUAUUAAAAAUCAAAACAUUUAAUAGAUUAAAGAAUGGAAAUUUUUAAUGUAUUGAUCGUGAUUGGUCUUAUACAUUGUUCGAUAUUUUUUUUCGACACAGUUUUCAAGACCUGUUCACAUUUUCCAUACAUAUAUUUUUUAAAAAAUACUGGAUUAGAAGUUCAAUUAAUGCGAAUAAAUUGGUUUACUACUGUAUUUAAUCGCAAAAUAAUCAAAUGGGGUAUGGAUCGCUCCAAAUUUUGGACAGCAUGGUUCAAUGCUGGAGCCAUUAUAAGUGUUAUUUUUCUGCCAGUUGUAAUGAUUGCUAUCUUAAGAGCGACAUUUAAUAUAUGGGCUGCUGGGCCAUCUACAUUAGACAAUAAAAAUACAGCUAUAUUACUGGAACCAAUGUUGCCUGGUAUAGAUAUGCCAUUUAAUGAAAUUGGAUAUUAUAUAGUAACACUGGUAGCUUGUACCAUAGUUCAUGAACUUGGUCAUGCUUUAGCUAUAGUCAGAGAAGAUGUACAGUUAUAUGGUAUAGGAAUAUCAUUAGUUUUUACUAUACCAAUAGCUUAUGUCCAUAUGAAUAAUGAACAAUUUGUAUCAUUGCCACUACGUAAUCAAUUGAGAAUUACAUGUGCAGGAGUUUGGCACAACAUAAUUCUUGCAGCUUUAGCUGCAGUAAUUCUUUUGCUUUCAACAUGGUUCUGGGCACCUCUUUAUAAUCUUUAUAGUGGAGUCUAUGUAAAAAAUAUUUUAUCUAAUUCACCUGUAAGAGGUCAAACAGGUCUUUUAGAACAUGAUAUAAUAUAUAAAGUAAAUAAUUGUCCGAUUAAACAUAAUGAAGACUGGUACCAAUGUAUAUUAAAUACUAUUCAUCAGCCUGCUCUUGGAUAUUGUGUUAAACAAUCUUUUAUUCAAGAAUAUGAUGAAUCAGUACCAUCUAUACAAAAAAAUGAUGGAGUAGUAAAUUGCUGUACUUUAGAUAGUGAGACAACUGGAAGUCUAUGCUUUGAAUACAUAGAAGGGCCACAAGGUGCACCUCUCCAUUUACCACCACAUUCCUGUCUUCCAGCUAGAACCAUGAUCAAUCAGUCUCAAAACUAUUGCCAAGCAAGCCACGAGUGUUCUUCUCAAGAUACACAUUGUAUAAAACCUUCUUUAGAUAAUGUAACUAAGAUCGUACAAAUAAAACGUAAAAUGGGAAAAGAUGUGUUAUUUUUUGGACAUCCAGCUGAUAUUUAUAGAACAGUUGAUGUAUCAGAUUGGGUUCCUAAAUACAAUUUUUUAAAUCCUAGCAUUCCUGAAUCUCUAGUCCUACUUUGUAAAUAUAUCACAAUGUUUUCAGCUGGAUUGGCUAUCAUCAAUGUGGUACCUUGUUUCUUUUCAGAUGGUCAGUACAUUAUAAAUAUACUUGUUCUUUAUGUAUCGGAUAUAAUACCAUAUAAUAGGGGCAUUAGAGAAGCGUUAACUCUUACAAUAACAAGUAUAGGUACCAUACUUCUUAGCAUAAAUAUAGUGUAUUUACUUAUCAAUAAAUUAUUGUAAUUUAUAACAA
Molecule: messenger RNA, 1647 nt
Organism: Vespula pensylvanica (western yellowjacket)
Lineage: Eukaryota; Metazoa; Arthropoda; Insecta; Hymenoptera; Vespidae
Gene: S2P
Product: membrane-bound transcription factor site-2 protease
Exons: 6
Coding region: 144-1637 (497 amino acids)
Biological process (GO): regulation of response to endoplasmic reticulum stress; membrane protein intracellular domain proteolysis
Cellular component (GO): membrane; cytoplasm
Molecular function (GO): metalloendopeptidase activity; protein binding
Source: RefSeq, a predicted model, not a curated record